UUUCAUUUCAUUUCAGGAGUUAAAUUACAAUAUGUUAUCAUGAUUUUUUUAAACAAUGAACUUAAAAAGUAACUCUCACGUUCACUGAUUGAAAUUUUGCGAUUUAUUUAAUCUUUAUGAAAAGUUCUGCAGUUUAUCGUCAAACAUUUCGUUCACCGAGAUUUUUCCAACGACUUCCGGCAUUAUUUUGGGUUCUCUAACAUCGGCUGCGCAGGAUGAUGAAAUAGUAACAGUUCAAAUAACGCAGAUGGAUGUUUUAUUGAUGCUGCUGUCCCUUGUGGGCGUGGCAGUUACUUUAGCAAUUUGUGCGUUAAUUAUUGUGGCCAUGUCAACGAAGCCAUAUCCAGAUUUAGGAAGGUAUGAGACUGAGAAAUAUUUUUUAAAUGAGAAACACGAGAAGUGUCUGUUCCCAUCAAUCAACGACCCAGCCAGUGUGGAGCUUUCGGUGAUUGUACCAGCAUACAACGAGGAGGAGAGAUUACCAGUUAUGAUGGAUGAAGCAUUAGGAUUUUUGGAGGAUAGAAAGAAAAAAUCCAGAUCCUUUAGUUAUGAGGUGAUUGUUGUCGAUGAUGGAAGCAAAGAUAAAACUACACAAACAGCACAAAGUUAUUGCAAUAAAUAUGGAUCUGAAAAAGUGCGUGUGUUGACUCUAGCAAAGAAUCGUGGGAAAGGUGGUGCCAUAAGAUUGGGAAUGUUUUCUGCUCGGGGACGAUUCCUGUUGUUUGCAGAUGCCGAUGGUGCAAGUAAAUUUAGUGACUUUACAAAGCUGGAGAGUGAAAUGAAGAACGUAAAUAAGAAUAGUACUAACAGGGCAGUGGUGUGUGGUUCUCGGGCACACCUGGAGGAGGAGUCAAUCGCACAGAGAUCUAUGUUUAGGACGUUCUUGAUGAAAGGAUUCCACUUUGUGGUGUGGUUUCUGUGUGUGCGAGGAAUCAAGGAUACACAAUGUGGAUUUAAACUCCUGACAAGAGAGGCAGCAAUCCUUCUCUUCUCCAAUCUACAUGUAGAGAGAUGGGCCUUUGAUGUAGAUAUGCUGUUCCUAGCUGAGUACUUUAUAACUGUGUGUUGUUUUUACAGGGCCUUUGAUGUAGAUCUGCUGUUCACCUAGCUCAGUACUUUAUAACAGUGUGUUGUUUUUACAGGGCCUUUGAUGUAGAUCUGCUGUUCACCUAGCUCAGUACUUUAUAACAGUGUGUUGUUUUUACAGGCCUUUGAUGUAGAUCUGCUGUUCACCAAGCUCAGUACUUUAUAACUGUGUGUUGUUUUUACAGGGCCUUUGAUGUAGAUAUUCCCAGCUCAGUACUUUAUAACAGUGUGUUGUUUUUACAGGACCUUUGAUGUAGAUAUUCCCAGCUCAGUACUUUAUAACAGUGUGU
Ostrea edulis (European flat oyster) is the source of this 1376-nucleotide messenger RNA. Its product is annotated as dolichyl-phosphate beta-glucosyltransferase-like. The transcript is spliced from 8 exons. The coding region runs from base 248 to 1108 and encodes 286 amino acids. The record is from RefSeq and is a predicted model, not a curated record. Lineage: Eukaryota; Metazoa; Mollusca; Bivalvia; Ostreida; Ostreidae. Gene Ontology annotation, cellular component: endoplasmic reticulum membrane.